This is a messenger RNA of Pangasianodon hypophthalmus (striped catfish), 6781 nucleotides long. RefSeq names its product SERTA domain containing 3 (gene sertad3). The transcript has 3 exons. The record is from RefSeq and is a predicted model, not a curated record. Gene Ontology annotation, molecular function: transcription regulator activity. The coding region runs from base 1940 to 2584 and encodes 214 amino acids. NCBI's taxonomy places the organism in Eukaryota, Metazoa, Chordata, Actinopteri, Siluriformes, Pangasiidae. Gene Ontology annotation, cellular component: nucleus.
GAGAGACUUGGCUUAAAAGCGGGAAAGACAAAAAUUCCAGCGAAGACUGCAGUUUUUUUUCCCCCGUUACUUUUUUUUCUUUUAUUCCACCUGUUUUCUGGCAAACCCCGCCUCCUGCUAUUGGAUUGGCUGUACCAUGGAGGAACUCCCUGUGAUCAUACCGUCACAACCAGUAGGCGCAAAGAGAGGCGGAACGUCACUAGCCAAUCAUAGCGAAGGGCGGCGGGAUUUGUCGGAAUGCGAGUGCACAAAAAUAAUAACUCGUUUGUUUCUUACGCUCGUACACUUCAACAAAAGUGGCAGCUGAGAUUUUUCUGCUUAACGGAUUUGGUGAAUUUCUGUAGCACACGCGCGACACUGAGCAGGGGGAGGUUUACAACAUUUGCAUUCCAUAUGAUUUCUGGGCAAAAAAAGGAAAGUAUCUUAGAGUUCAUCAAAAAAAAAAAAAUGUGUGUGUGUGUGAGAGAGAGUGAGUGAGUGAGUGAGAUGCUAAAAAUGAAAAUGUGAGUGUUUACUGCAAUGAAACAAUUUAAAACCAUAAACAGAGGAGUAAUAAGAAAUAAGAGUGUCCCGAUUCGAUACUGAGUGUGGAUACUGGAGCUGACACUGGCCUGAAACACUGAAACAGUAUCUUAUAGGAUGUGAAAUCUUUUCAGUCUGAUUUAUAUAUUUUACAUUCUGAAUGUGUGUUUUGUUGACUGACACAAAUGAUCUGAAGAUGCAACUUGUCUUAAAGCAUCAUGCCUCCUUGAGGACGUGUAUAAAUGAGUCAGCUUGGUUACUUAGAGGAUGUCAGUCUCAGGUAUCCCGCCUUCUGAAAAUGCAAAAAGUCAGUAUGUGACAGGGCAGGGUUGUAACAGAUAGACACACACAUAUACAUAUAUACUUUACUGCAAAUUUGUUAACACGCCAUGUCUUCAUAGACCUUGCUUUGUGACAGGGGCAUUGUCUUAGUUCUAAUGAAAGGCCAUUGUAAUGCUACGGCUAUAGCCUAUACAAUUGUGUGCUUCCAGCUUUGUGGCCCACAUAUGAGUGUGAUGGUCAGGUGUCUACAAACUUUUGACCAUAUAGUGUAUAUCUAGCCAUAUAGCACUGAUGCCAGAAAAAAAAAAAAACUAAAUUCAUUAUUUGGCAAACGUGCGUUUGAAUGAUGGCAAACGAAUUCCACACCACUAACAUACUUUGAUGCCUCAACUUUAAAAAAACAUGAAUAUAUUUCCCCAAAAAUGAUGAGGAAGUGUUUUGUUAACUUUCAAAACUUGCCCAGGGUUUCUGCAAAAUCGUGUUAUGUAAACGUGGAAGCAGUUUAACAAACUUGGCUGCAGAAACCGCUGUAGGCUAUGAAUAAUAGUAGGUAUAAAAAUACACACAGUUUUUAUAGACAUAUUUUUAUAUUCUACUUAACCUAUUGCAUCUUUAAAUCUAUAAAUUUUCUCAUUUUUGGGGGGUAACCAGAUUUUAAAAUGCUAGAAUUUUUGUAGUUGAGAUACAUGUGAAAGAGAGAGAUUUCAGUUCAGGAAAGCCUGUAGUGUUCAUAACCUCAUAUGUCAACAUGUAACCAUGUGAAGGGAUUUCACGCAAUAAGUUAACAAAUUAAGUGAGCACAUAAUUAACUAAAUAUAUUCUACUGUCACUAUGAUAUGCAGUAUGCAAUCAGUGUUUUGUAAGCUAUAAUUAUUAAAUAUUAAAGAGUAAUUGCUGUUCCAUUGUUCUGUGUGUACAUUUUAUGUACUAUAAAAUGAGAGCUGAUGACUCGCAGCAAAUUCGGGGGGAAAAGUGACUCAGAAAGGACUGGUGUUAGUCCACCACUGCUGUAUUCCAGCAGAAAGCUGGGUCUAAUUGUGAGUGAUAGUCUAUCGUCACCAGGGUCCAGCGUGGUCUGAAGUCUGAUUCUGUCUCUAGCAGAUCCAUCCGUGCUUCUCUGAUACAAGGGUGUAUAAUGGUGGCACGAGGGCUGAAGCGGAAACUCCGUGAUGAUGAUGUCAGAGACCCGGGGUGGGAGAAUCAGUUGCAGUCCGUGCUGAACAUUUCCAUAGACAAGUACCAGCGCGAUCAGGCCCUCAUGGAGCCGAGCUUACUGCGCUCUGUCCUCAUUACUAACACACUCCGUCAGGCCAAAACACACAUGGAGACCGUUUCUGGAAUUGAGAACCCUAUGAAAAAAAUUCAAACACAUCAUCCAGUAACAUGCUUCCGGCAGGAACUUGGCACGCCUUCCGGGUUCGAAGACAUGGAUGAUGAUUUCAUGGAGGAUCUGUCUUUAUCCACCGCCAUUACCGCCAUCUUGAAGAAUCUAGACACAGCCCUUGAUGGCAGCUCUGGAUCAUCUGCACCUCAGCGGUCACCGUUAGCCUCCGUGGAAAACCUCACAGGGGACAGGACCUGCAAAAGGAGUCCAAACAAAAGUUUAUCUAAUCACCUGCAGGACAGUGUUCUAGAUGAUUUGUUAUUGGACUUUGAUACUUCUAUAUGUGAAAGGGAGCUGGCUGAUCAUACUUUUGACCUUUCAGCCGACGAAUUUGUGAAAUAUUUACCCUGCGUGCCCUGCUUAGGGAAUGAAAUAGGGUUUUUACACUCCAUGUAGUGCACUGCAUGUCUAGUAUGGAUUUGGCAUUCAACUGUCUGUGUAUUUAUACCACACAGGUUUGAAAUAGUGGCUCUGUGAGUGCACUGUUUGUAAAAUCAUAAUUUAUUAAAAAAAAAAAAACCUUCCACAUCAUAUGUAGGUAAGGAGUGAUUUGGCAUUCAGCUCCCUACUCCAUAAAUUUGUACUACAUAGAGUAUGAAUGCCUAUUACUUCCUGUUUAGUGGACUGUGUCUUCCAAUAGGAAGACAUUGCUCCUAUAUGAUUCCAAUACGCAAUAUUUUACACGUGGUGAGAAUAAUGGCCUCAUUGUUUGUUACAUGUGGACUGAAAUGAGACUCAUUCGCUGUAUUUAGUGUGCCAUAUGUCAAAUAGGGAACUAUUUGCAAUUCAUAUGUGCAGUUUAUAUAUAUGUACACUACAUAGUGUAUGAAUAAUAGCUACUAGACUCUGUAAUACUCUCCCUAUUUAUGUAGUUCACUCUGUCUCAAGUAGAGAGCCAAGUCUGUGUGCAGUACAUAGGGAAUGAAGUAAGACAACUACACUCUAUUCAUUGUGCUAUGACCAGAUCCUCCCCAUAUAAGUGGACUGUUUAAAGUAUAUUUACAUUUACAUUUACAUUUAUGGCAUUUGGCAGACGCCCUUAUCCAGAGCGACUUACAAUAUUUAAUGUUUGAAAUGUAAUUAAUGUAAAUAAUUACAUUAAGAGACCCCCGGAGGAACAGGCGAGAACGCUUAAGGUUUCUAGAUUUUACUUCUCUUUCAAUUUUUAUUUCCCCAGGAAUGUAUAGGGAGCCACUGUUUCCAGUUAUAUGUAGUUCCCAUCCAGCUCUUCGUCUUUGUCUUUGAGAUGAAUGAUUAAAUACUAGCCUCUAUCUGUUUUUUAAGAUUGUAGUAAUGCUGAGUAUAUAAAAGGUAAUACUGAUCCUCGUAAGAAAUUGUAGUUUAAAGGUUAAAAUUGAGGCAGCGUGGUGGCGCAGAGGGAAGCAUUGCCGCCUCACAGCUCCGAGGUCUCGGUAUCGAGCCCAUGGGGAGUUUCUGUACAUUGUUCUCCCCGUAUCUGCAUGGGUUUGCUCCAGGCCCACCUCCCAAAAACAUGCCAGUAGGUGGGUUAGCCAUGUUAAAUUGCUCCUAGGUGUGAAUGAGUGUGUGCAAUGGACUGGCAUCUAAUCCAGGGUUUAAUACCACCUCACGUCCAGUGUUCCGAGGAGUGUGAACCUGACCGGGAUAACACGGUACACUGAAAAGUGAGUGAGGCUGUUGCACUCUCAUUGUGUGCACUACCUAAGAAUCUCAGUUCAACAUGACUAUCUGGACAGGUCCUUACUUUAUGUGUAUGUAAACUCCAUAAACUAUACUGACGAGUAGUGCCUUCUACACCUGAUCUAGUGCACUGUAUCUAGUGCCAACAAGGUUGAGUGCCAUGUAAUGCCACAGGGUGGCAGGGUGGAGCAGCUCCAGGGUCUCCGGUUCAAUCCUCAGCUCAUGUUACUGUCUGCAGUUUUCUGUGUGGGUGUUCUCAUUUCCUCCUACCUCUCAAAAACUUUGGUCAGGAUCAGAGUAAAGAUUGAUGAAUGAAGUAAUGCUGCAAUCACGUUAAAGGUGCCUCUUGCUGAGAACAUGCCUUACUAAUAUCAGGCAAAGUUCAUAGUACAGAAAAUUAAAAUCUUUUAAAGCCAUAUAAUUGUUACACCUUUUAUAGGUUUUGAAGACUAUCGUGUUUGUAAAUACCUCAUGUGACUGAUUCACUUCACUGGCUGUUUUGUUUUAAAGUGAUAUGUCAGCCAAAAGUGUACCCAGAGUUUCCAUCCCAGACAUGUUUGGUGCUUGAAGUUUGCUUCAUUAGUUUUGCACUGAAGCUGUGAGGUUAAUGUAGCCAACGGUUAGUAGAACACUAUAGUCUCCUGUUUAGCAUGCCUGAAAUGUGUUUAUUUGUUUAAUUUUUUCCCCUAUUUAUAAAAACUUGGUUUCAUCAUUUGCAUUAUAACACUGAACUUGUGAAUUAUUGCUUAGUGUUUAUACAAAUCCAGGUAGACAAAAAUCAAAAGUGUUACAAGUGUUAGGUUAAUACAUCACUGUUAAUUCAUUACUGUAAGAAUUAAGGAAAAAUUCAACUUGAAUGACUUAUGACAAAUUACAUAUUUAUAGUCAUUAUGUGGUCAGUGAUACAAAAGAUGUAUUUUAUGAUUAAAUUCUGAAUUGACUUUUUUGGUUUUGUGUUUUUUGUUUGUUUCAACAACUUACCAUUCAACUACUUAUCUAAUUACUAUCUACUUAUAGUGGCAGCAGUGGGAGUUCAUGUCUACCUAAAGAGAGUGAUCAGCGAGAAAGAGCAGCAGCACUUUAGUCCAGCUCUCUCACCUCCUCCUACGUACACUGCUUAAACAGAUAAGUUUCCAAAGCUUCAACAUUAAUGCUAUACUACUGCCAUCAUGACUGUCCUGUUUUAGAGUGCAUAUACAGUGUAUCUGUGGUUGAGGACUUGCUCUGAAUAAUCUGAUUCAGGAACAAGUGAGGCAAAUUUGAAUCUUUCAAGCGCCCUUGCCGUUAUACCAUGGUUGUUUGCAUAUGACAGUGGUUCCCAACCUUUUUCAGUCAAGUCUCCUUUUGCUAAUUGAAAAAAAAAUAUUCAGGCCUCCUCAAAGCACAUCACCCUCAAACCACCACAAUGGAAAUAAGCCGAUGGCUUUUUUGUGUAUUUUAUCCUGGACAGUUUUGGAAUGGGUAUGAAUUAGUCUUUUUGGACUUUUUUGUAUUAUGUUUUAAAGUUUGUCAAAUAAAACAAACAAAAACCACUAUCACAUUCCCAUUCCCACCUUUCUUAUAUAAAAUUAAUUAUAUAAGUGGUUAGAACUGUUGCCUUGCACCCCCUGGGUUAUGGGGGUUUGAAUCCAGCCUCCGCCCUGUGUGUGCAGAGUUUGCAUGUUCUCCCUGUGCUUCGGGGGUUUCCUUCAGGUCCUCCGGUUUCCUCCCCCCGUAUGAAGACAUGCUCUGUAGGCUGAUUGGCAUUUCCAAAUUGUCCGUAGUGUGUGAAUGUGCCUAAAUAACAUUUCAUUACCUCUACAUUUCGUUCCAUCCUUCAUUCCCUUUUUUAUAAUUUGAGAUCUAGCUUUCCUCCACUACAGCAGCCUCAUACUUUGGGAACCACUGGAAUAUGAUAAGAUCAACUAUGCUAGAUAUCCAUCUGUAUACUGGGUGGAAAUAUCUCCUUCGAGAAAACCCAUCCAAACACAGUGCAUACGUGUAGCUGCAGUCCGACAGCAGGAAUAUGACUUUGCUUACGCAUAUCACCAAGUCAUAGAACAAACUCUAAACCAUGACUCAAAGACAAAAGAUAUACUUUUAUAAUCAUCACUGAUUACACUGAGUUUUACUCUGGGUGUGUAAUCAGUGAUGAUUAUUUUAUCUUUUUAUCACCCACUGCAAAUCUAAAAUUCCAUUUUCAACAAUAGGACUCUAAUAGAGUAUGAGGAUUUUGGGAUUUGAAGCCAUCUCUGGUAAGGAAGUGCUAAUGCAAGAACAUGUAAUGCAGGUUGCAGUAUACAUUCAAGACGUAUGCAAGGCUUUGUCCCAGUCUAUAUACUACACACUAGUAUGUAUAAAAAUUCAGUAUGUCUUAAUGGUGAUUAAAUGAAGUAGAAGACCCCACUCCCCUAAAAGUGUUCCUUGAAUUUGUAUUAGAUUACUCUCAUUAGACAUGAGAAAUCAUUUUAACAGAGGAAACUUUGUAUUUUGUUGAAUUUCUUUCAGUCUUUUUGUGUUUACUGCAGGACCACAAAUAACAUUCAAGCCAGUAAAGAAACACAUGACCACAUAAAUGCCAGCUAUUGUUCAUUUACUUACUUUUUUUUUUACAGUUCAUCAUUAAUUUGCUGUUAUAAUUUAAACAUAAUGAACAUUUUAAGUCAUUUACAAUCUACUGUGAUGUCAAACCACAGGACAUUUCAUGUGAGACGUGUGUGUAUGACUGAGGCUCACAGAGCUCUGCCUAUAUGAACAUUUUCUUUGGUAUCUCUAACUUCACAAAGAAAAGUCUCAAAAAGUCCCUUCCUGGUUGGACCCUAAAGACAUGACAUGAUUGAAUGUUUCAGACACAAUGAUCUUUUUUACACAACAAAGUAAACCGUUUUAUGUGUUUAUUUUUAUCCUUUCUUCCCCUCUUUUUCUUCAGCCCUUUUUGUUUUUCUCAAUCACAUA